CCAACUUAAUUAAUUGAUUCUCCCCUUCUCAUCUACUCCACAAAUCCUUCCUCUCUUCUCCUUCCAGUACUGAUUCAUCAACCAACAACAAGUGAAAAAAGAAAGAGAAACAAAAAGGAGGCCAGCCAUGGUGUUCCACACGGUGCUGCUGAAACUUGCAGAAUGGGUAGUGUACCAGCUGCUGGCCAAUUCCUGCUACAGAGCCGCCAGAAAAGUGCAGAGCUGCGGCUGCUUCUUCCUCAGGAUUAGAAACCCUUCUCCCAAGUCCAAUCCAUCACCUCAAUCAACCCCAAAACACCACCUCCCCCCUGCAGGGUUCCCUAGCCUCGCCAAAUUCGCAGGUGGCAACAAAGUCGGCACAUUGGCCUGCGACUUUCAGGGUGCCCUGCUUCGUUCCAGCUCAUUCUUCCCUUACUUCAUGCUGGUCGCCUUCGAAGCGGGCAGCAUCUUAAGGGCACUUGUCCUGCUCCUCUCUUACCCUGCCCUUUGGUUUCUGGACUCCGACCUCCAGUUGAAGGUCAUGAUCUUCAUCACCUUCCGCGGCCUGAGAGUGAAGGACAUGGAAAGCGCCGCCAGGGCGGUUCUCCCCAAGUUCUACCUGGAGAACCUCCAUUUCCAGGCUUACCAGGUGGUGGCUUCUUCAGGGUCGGCCGUCGUUUUCACCAGCGUUCCUCGGGUCAUGGUGGAUUUGUUCCUCAAGGAGUAUUUGGGAGUGGAGGAUGUGGUUGGAACCGAGCUUGUCCAGGUCUCGAGAGGGAAGAAUGGCGGGAAUUACUUCACUGGGUUUGUGUCAGGAAAUGGUUUGGUUGUCAAGCAUAGAGCUGUAAAGGAUUGGUUUGGCGACAGGAAACCUGAUGUUGGGAUUGGAUCUUCUUCAUCCCCUCAAGAUUACCUCUUCCUUUCCCUCUGCAAGGUAGAAGCGUAUGUGGCGAACAAGGAAGAUUCCAACAAGAUGCCAAGGGACAAAUAUCCCAAACCCUUGGUCUUCCACGACGGCAGGCUGGCUUUCCUCCCAACCCCGGCGGCCACCCUGGCAAUGUUCCUCUGGCUGCCCAUCGGGAUAUUCCUCGCCUUCUUCCGCCUCUUCGUCGGAAUCCUCCUCCCCUACAAAAUCGCCCUGCUCCUCGGCACGAUGAGCGGCGUAAGGAUCGAUUUCCACGAUUCCAGAGACAGAGCCGAAACAGAGGAUCCCAAGACCCGAAACAGGGGAGGAGGGGUUCUGUACGUGUGCACCCACCGUACCCUCCUGGACCCGGUUUUCCUGAGCACCUGCCUGCAGAAGCCGCUCACCGCCGUCACCUACAGCCUGAGCAAGAUGUCGGAGGUGAUCGCCCCGAUCAGGACGGUGCGGCUGACCCGGGAGCGGGAGCGCGACGGAGAGACGAUGCAGAGGAUGCUAGCGGAAGGGGAUCUGGUGGUCUGCCCCGAAGGCACCACUUGCCGGGAGCCGUACCUGCUCCGAUUCAGCUCGCUGUUCGCCGAGCUCAGCGACGAGAUCGUCCCCGUGGCGGUGAACACAACGGUCGGCAUGUUCUACGGGACCACGGCGAGCGGGUUGAAGUGUUUGGACCCGAUCUUCUUUCUGAUGAACCCGCGCCCAAGAUACUCUGUUCGGAUCCUGGAGAAGCUGCCGGCGGCGAUGACGUGCGGCGGCGGCGGGAAGUCGAGCUUGGAAGUGGCGAAUUACAUACAGAGGCAGCUCGGCGGGGUGUUGGGAUUUGAGUGCACGUCGCUGACGAGGCGGGACAAGUAUUUGAUGCUUGCUGGGAACGAAGGGAUUGUCGAUUCUUCUCCUCCCACAUCCACGAAGCACUAGCUGUUUUCUUCUUUUCUUUUCUUUUCUUCUGAUCUCUGUUUCCUUUUGGUUUUGGAUUGAGAAGCUUGAUGUUGAUGAUGACCAUUCUUGCUCGUUUGGAUGGUUUUGGUGUUAAUUGUUGAUUGGUUGAGUAAGUAUUCUUUAUUCUGCAUUUUGGUUGGUAGACUUUAUUUGUGGUUCAUAUUUUGUGCUGUGUAAUUGUUGGAUGGUCAUCUUCAGGUCGAGUGUAGUACAAUAGCUUCAGAUCUCACGCAGCUGUUUUUCCUUGAUGUUGUGAAUUUGUGGAAAGAAGAAAUUAGCUGUAUGACUGUCCUGUUUCAUGGCAAAA
Linum tenue is the source of this 2144-nucleotide messenger RNA. The record is from the annotation of a GenBank genome assembly. NCBI's taxonomy places the organism in Eukaryota, Viridiplantae, Streptophyta, Magnoliopsida, Malpighiales, Linaceae.